UCUUAGCAUGUGGCCCCUCAGGAUAAGAGCCGCCGCCUUUAAACGCGCCCUAAGCCGGAGAUCAGUCGCGAAGGCGGCUGGACUGCCGAACGAUAGCGGUUUGGACGGAGAGCACGGGAGACAGCAGAACAGGGCCUCCCCAGGUACGGAGCGUGCCAGUAUCAUGGAAAAGCUUUUCUUGCCUCUUCUGAUGCUUGGCACCAUGGCGAAAGCUCAGCACUGCCCCGGCCGCUGCAUCUGCCAGAACAUCUCCCCAACGUUGACCAUGCUAUGUGCCAAGACGGGCCUCCUGUUCGUGCCACCAACCAUUGACCGGCGCACGGUGGAGCUGCGCCUGACGGACAACUUCAUCACCGUCAUUCGCCGGAAGGACUUCUCCAACAUGACCAACUUGGUGCACCUCACCCUCUCCCGGAACACGAUCAGCCAGAUCCUGCCCUACGCCUUCGCUGACCUGCGUGCCUUACGGGCCUUGCACAUGAACAGUAAUCGUUUGGCUGUCCUGAAGAACGAGCACUUCCGGGGCCUGGGCAACCUCCGUCACCUCAUCCUGGGGAACAAUCAGAUCAGUCUCAUUGAGCCUUCGUGUUUUGAUGAGUUCCUCUCCACCGUGGAAGACCUGGACCUCUCCUAUAACAACUUGGAGGCCUUGCCGUGGGAGGCCAUUGGCCAGAUGGUGAGUCUCAACACGCUCACUCUAGACCACAACCUCAUUGACCAUAUUGCUGAGGGCACUUUCUCCCAGCUCCAGAAGCUGGUACGGUUAGACAUGACAUCUAACCGGCUACAGAAGCUGCCCCCAGACAACCUCUUCUUGAGGGCUCAAGUGCUGGCCAAUGUCCGUGGGACUCACCCUUCCACCUUGACCAUCAGCUUUGGGGGCAACCCACUGCACUGCAACUGUGAGCUUCUCUGGCUCCGGAGACUCACGCGGGAGGAUGAUCUGGAAACCUGUGCCUCCCCAGAACAUUUGAUGGAUAAGUAUUUUUGGUCGAUCCCCGAAGAGGAGUUUAUCUGUGAACCUCCACUCAUCACCCGCCAGUAUUCCAGCAAGGCGUUCAUCAUGGAAGGCCAAGGUGUGAGCCUCAAAUGCAAAGCAGUGGGUGACCCAGAACCUUCCAUCCAUUGGAUUGCACCUGAUGGCAAGUUAAUUCACAAUACCACCCGUGCAACCAUCUAUGACAAUGGCACAUUGGACAUCUUCAUUACUACCUUAAAGGACAAUGGUGUCUUCACCUGUAUCGCCUCCAAUGCUGCAGGAGAGGCCACCGCCCCUGUAGAAAUCUGUAUUGUACCUCUGCCCUUGUUAGUUAACAACACUGGCCACAUGAAAGAACCUGAUCCUGGCUCGUCCGACAUCACCACCUCUGCCAAAUCGGGCACCAACGAAACCAAGAAUCACCAAGACAGAAAGAUUAUAGCCGCUGACCUAACGUCCACUUCCGUGGUCAUCCAUUGGCCCUCGGAACGGCACAUCCCUGGCAUUCGUAUGUACCAGAUCCAGUAUAACAGUUCCUUGGAUGACUCUUUGGUCUACAGGAUGAUUCCCUCAUCCAGCAAGACCUUCUUGGUGAAUGACUUGGCAGCAGGCCGGGAGUACGACCUGUGCGUCUUGGCGGUGUAUGACGAUGGUGUGACAUCCCUCACAGCGACGCGGGUGGUGGGUUGCGUGCAAUUCACCACUGAGGGGGAGGGCGCGCAGUGCCACUCGCUCCACACCCAGUUCCUGGGGGGGACCAUGAUCAUCAUCAUCGGGGGCAUCAUCGUGGCCUCGGUGCUGGUCUUCAUCAUCAUCCUCAUGAUCCGAUACAAGGUCUACAGUGGCCAAGACGAGCAGAAGAAAGCCAGAGUCAGCAACGUCUACUCGCAGACCAACGGGAGCCAGCCGCCCACCGCAACCGCGUUACCCCACUCGGCCUCCAAAGUCGGGGAGGACAAAUACGAAACUCUCCACGAGAUUGCUUCCAAGGACCCCAGGUUCAGUGGGGAAGCCAAGUUCGAUGCCCCCCCUGGGCAGGACGUCCCCUUGACUGAGCCAGAUAAGAGGGCAGCUCAGAUGGCCGCUGACCUCCAAACAGUGGCUGUCUUGACUUCUGAAGAAGGACAGAUGGAGGUCAGGCGGGCCGGCUCGUCCGUCUCCCUGUGCCUCCUCAAAGACCAUGGGGGGGCCCUACAGCUCCGUGUCAAAUCGGGCAGCAGCGAGUCGGGGGCUUUCCCUCGUGAGCUGUCCAGGACUCACCACCACCGCCAUUCUUUCGAUGGGGAUUACUCGCUCUUCCAGAGUCACAGCUAUCCCCGCCGCGCACGGACAAAAAGACACAUGUCCAGCUCUCAGUUGAACUCGGAGGAGCGUCCCUUGAGUCACAGACGGGUUACUUUUAGCAGCACGGAGUGGAUGCUGGAAAGCACAGUCUGAGAUGGGGGGAGGAAUAGGGGCUGCCAGACGCACAACAAGUUUGGGGCAGAGCAACCAGGAAGGAGGGGGAGAAAGGAGAGGAAUGGCAGAACAGGCUGAAACGCUUACGGGGAUGGGUCUGGCGCAUCCCCCAGCCUCUUCCCCGAACAACCGCUGGUUUGCAGAAUUUCGGCAGCGGUGCCUUAGCCACUCCCAAGAGGAAGAGAAAGCAAGGAGGGUUUUUAGAGCGGGGAAGUGAGCAAGAAGGGGGGUGGGGUGGGGUUGCAAUGCCCAGUGGCCCUGGAAGGUGGGGGGGCUGGGGUGGGGAAGCCAAGGGGAGGCACAUAUGCACAGAAGACGUGAAGUUAAGCAAAGAUUUCUCUUUAUGCAUUAAUCACUGUUCCAAUAAAAAAGGAGGCGAGAAUAAACCUACAUCAAGAGAGAACCAAGCAAAAACCACAGGUGGCGUUAGGGUGGCGGGAUGUAAAGGAGGGGGUUCUACCCACUCACCCAAUGCCCUGCCCAGGAUCCGGCGAGACUCUUCGGUUACUAUAUUUAUUGUAUCUGGCUGGUCUAGAUAAAAAAAUAAUAUGUGUUUGACGUGUUCAUGAUCAGAAAAGUCAUUUGAACUCUUGGAUACCCCCCCCCCCGGUUUCCUCUUGUGGUACCCCUCCCCUUUUUCCUGAACUCUGUUCUCCCAGAACUUGGCAAGCGUCACGCCAGUUGCCCGCUCGAAACGCGGAUCAUGCUGGGCCCACCUGCCCUCCCCAUCAAGCCUUUGAAACGCACCUUCUCCCAGACCGUUCCCCAGCACAACAGGACCCCCUUCCCUUCUUCCGUCUCCCACUUCCACUUCCCUUUGACCCCUAAAGGACACCCACUUUUGCCCCAUCAGCCCUGCUUCCCAUACCGAAUCCUGAGGUUUUUAAAGGUCGUUCCCCCUGCCCCAGUGUUCAAGCCCCGAACGCCAGCUUUCCAUUCACAGUCUGACCAGUCUCCCCACCCACCCCCUUUCCCUCCCCUUGUCCAUCCCCAGUUCUUCCCAGCACCACCCAGUUCCCAGUUCCUCCAUCACAGGGUGCGGCUGCUUUUUGGAGGUGAUUAAAUCUU
This is a messenger RNA of Python bivittatus (Burmese python), 3505 nucleotides long. Lineage: Eukaryota; Metazoa; Chordata; Lepidosauria; Squamata; Pythonidae. The record is from RefSeq and is a predicted model, not a curated record.